Saprolegnia diclina VS20 is the source of this 4133-nucleotide messenger RNA. RefSeq lists its product as hypothetical. NCBI's taxonomy places the organism in Eukaryota, Oomycota, Saprolegniomycetes, Saprolegniales, Saprolegniaceae. The coding region runs from base 1 to 4011 and encodes 1336 amino acids. The transcript has a single exon. The record is from RefSeq and is a predicted model, not a curated record.
AUGGCGCUGCCACUGGCGUUGCCCAAGAUGACGCUGCCACUGGCGUUGCCCAAGAUGACGCUGCCACGCGAGCAGCGGAUCCUCGCGCUCGCUAUCUUCCGGUCCGUGUACGGCCACUGUCGGCCUCGUAUCCAGUACGUCGUGCCGGCGUCCGAGCCGUGGCCAGAGCACUUCCACGGCCUCGCGCUGGGCCGGCUGGCUGACAAUGCCCGCAGCUCGUGCAAGAUGCUCGAGCCCGACAACUUUGCGCAGCUCGAGGCGAUAGGCUUUGCGUGGGCGCUGCACCUCAACAACCAUCGCAUCAUCGUGUCGAUCAACGGCCGGCGCAGCCUCCAGCGCGUCCAGCUGUCCGCGCUCGUCGCCGCCCUACAGACGCACCACGACCGGUACGGCCACCUCGACAUGCCUAAAGACUUUGUCGUGCCGCACGACGACAGCGCGUGGCCGCCCGAGGCUGCUCACGUCGUGCUGCGGUUCGCGCCGCAAGCGCUGCGGACCAACUUUUAUGCGCUCGCUGACGACGACGUCGCGAUCGUCCAUGGCCUCUCGCUGUGCAAGGACCUCUUGCCGUGGGCCGACGUCCUGCGCUUGCUCUCGCUCUACAAGACCAACACAGGCUGCAACUUUGUGCCGCUGGACUUUGUCGUACCGCCAACGGACGCGUGGCCCGCUUGCCAUGCCGGCGUUGGCCUCGGCGAGGUGGUGUGGUACCUCGGCAUCAAGCGCGCCUUGCUGCCGCCAAAGCGCCGCGCCACCCUCGCCGAACACGCCAUCGCGUUCAACGUGCCGGCGACGUGGGCGGGUGUUGUGCGCGGCCUCGAAAUCUACGUGGCGCAUGUGGGCAAUGCCAUCGUGCCCCGAGGCUUUGUCGUGCCAGACGAGUGGGAGCCUCAACUGCGCGGCCUCCGACUCGGGUACUUUGCCGCCAAGCUACGCCAAGCCAGCACGCUCUGGCUGCUGCCGCGUGAAACCCAAGAGAUUGUGGCGGCGCUCGACGCCUCGGUUGCCAACGGCGUCCGGAUCCCACGGCCGACGGUGCCGGCAUCGGGGACGACCGCUGCCAACGCACAGGAACCGCUCCGUAGCGUCCAUGCCCCGACCAACGGCAUGUCGGUGCAGCCGCCAGUGCGCCGGCCUCGGCUGGACGUCGCGUGUUUGCCCAUCGAGAGUAUCAGCUACUACACCCUUUCACCGACCAUGAGUUCGCAACACUUGGCAGCAACUGACGCCUUGCGACCGUCCAAGCGACUUCGGAUCUACGCGCCGGAGUCGCCGUCGACGUCGUUUCUUCAGCCUGUCUCUACCGCGUCGGCGGUCGGGUCGGACGACGGCUUGUCGGACCUGCCCCCCGCAACAAGUAAUGACGUGAUCGAGAGUGCGCCACGGCGCAAAUGGACGUUCCACGACAAGCUCACGGCGCUGGGGUGCUACCGCGCCGAGAACGGCCACCUCGCCGUGCCGCAGGCGUUCCGCGUGCCCCCGACGGCGGCGUAUCCCGUCUCCUUGCACGACAUGCUGCUCGGGAUCGUGGUUUCCGCGCUGCGUCAAAAAGACUCGAUGCUGUCGCCCGAGCAGCAACGGGACCUCGACACGCUCGGGUUUCUCUGGCGCGUCCGCGGGUCAGUCGGCCGCUGCAUUGUCCAAUGCCCCAACACGUUGGUCUGCGCGGCGCGGACCAUCUCGUGGCAAGAUCAGAUCCAAGCACUUAUCGUCUUCCGGCAGCAGCACGGCCACCUGCAAGUGCCACCUGGCUUUGUCGUGCCGGCCGACGACGCGUGGCCAAGCGCGACGCACCACUUGCUCCUCGAGUACGUGCAGCCGGCGAUCCAAGCGCACUUGUACGAGCUCUCGGACGACCAGAUUGACGUCGUGCGGUCGGCCGGUCUCGUCACGUCGGUCCCGGAUUUCCGCACCUUUGUGUGCCUCCUCGGGCUCUUCCACACCACGUACGGCGUCUCGUCCGUCUACCGCGACUUUGUCAUACCACUGCAUGACGGCGCGUGGCUGGACGCGUGGCGCGGCCUCGAGCUAGGUGACCUUGCAUGGCGCGUUGGCUUGAACCUCUCGCUUCUCUCCAAGGAGAAACAGACGGCGCUCGCGGGCUUCGACUUCAACACGGACGCGACGUGGGCCCGGAUCCUGCGAGGUCUGGCGCACUUUGAGCACCUCUACGGCCCUCUGGCCGUGCCAGCGUCCUUUGUCGUGCCAACGACAUGGCCCUCGGACCUUCUUGGCCUUCGCCUCGGCCACUGGUCCAAGGUAACCCAGGGCGCAUUCCGGCUCGUGCUUUUGCCGCCAACGACAGCGUCGGCCGUCAAAAAGCUCUUGACGCACGACGUCCCGGUCCCGCUCGAGUGGCCAACGCCCACGACGGUGGCGGAGACGGCGGCGCUCAAGACGCGCGUGCUCGCGAUGAAGCUCGUGGUCGAUGAGGUCUUCAAGCAAGACGUGCCAGAAUCGUUCGUGGUACCGGCGAACGGCGUGGCGUGGCCCGAGGGCAGUCACCGCUUCCCACUCGGAAAGGGCGUGCGCUGGCUGCAGAGUCUGCCGGUGUCGCCUCCGAGAGCCAUCGACGCAGUCGAGAACCAGGGUCCGCUGCCACAAGGACCCCUGCAGGACCGCCCACUGCCAGCAGCAGCAACACGAUCGGAGCCGACGCCACCAACGAGGACGGCGUUGGACCCGCCGAUUCCAGAGCCGUCCGAAGCGUCACCGUCCGCAGAAGAUCUGCACCGGCAAGUGCACGUGAUUGCACUCUACCGCGCCAUGUACGGGUCGGCCGACAUCCCCAUCGAGUUCAUCGUGCCGACGUCCGAGCCGUGGCCAGAGCAGUUCCGCGGGCUGCGACUGGGCGCCAUUGCCAACGAGAUCCAAUGCGCCAAGCGGCCGUACGACCGAGGCUUUGAGCGUGAUCUACGCGCUGUCGGCUUUGUGUGGCACACGACCGCGCCGUCGUCGCGCUGCGUCGUCCGCGACCCGUCGGGCGACCUCGUCGUCGAAACCAUCGACCUCUCGAUUCAAAUUCGCGCGCUCGUCGCGUACUGGGGGCUCGGCGGGGACCCCAAUGCAAUCCCACUCGACUACUACGUCCCGGCCAACGACCCAAUGUGGCCGUCGGCGGCCGCCGGCAUCGUCUUGUCCCAUGUCCCCGCCUCGCUCCGGUACCACUGGUUUGAACUCACGGCCGCGAUGGAAACCACGGUGCGUCGGCUUGGCCUCUUUGAGCAGAUCCCGCCCUUUGAAGUGUUCCUCUCGCUCCUCGAGAAUGCCCGUACGCUGCUCGGCGACGCGUCCGUGCCGUUGGACUUUGCUGUGCCCGAAAACCCGGCGUGGCCAGCCGCGUGGCACGGCGUGCUGCUUGGGCAACUAGCGUGGUUCCUUGGCCUCCGCGCACCCAAAUUACGACCGGAGAACGCGGCGGCGCUGCGCGCGACUGGCUUUACCUUUGGUGCACCGGCGACAUGGGCGCACAUUGUGUCGGGCGUCGGGAUCUACUACCGCCUCCACGGCGCCUCGGUGGUACCGCCUUCGUUUGUCGUACCCGCGACGCCCGAGUGGCCCGAGGACCUCUACGGCAACCAUCUCGGCUACUGGGUCGAGUGCAUGGCGAUGGCCAAACGCCUCCGGCUCCUUCCGCGCAUGACGCUCGACGCGAUCCAAGCGGCGGCUGACGACGCUGCCCGAGUGCGGGCCCGUGGUGAUGAGCCUCGCAUGCUCUCGCUCAUCGAGUAUGGCCACGCGCUCGACGCGCUCUGGACCUUCCGGCACGUAUACGGGCACGUGAGUGUCGCGCCAACGUUCGUCGUGCCUGAGAACGACCGCGCGUGGUCCCCGCCCACUUGGUCGCUCGCCCUCGGCCACUGCGUCCAGCGGCUCAAGGCCACGUAUGGCACGUUGCCCUUCUCGAUUCGAAGCCACCUCGAUGCCAUUGGCGUGCGACCGGACGACGCGCGUGGCCCACAUCCCAACCCUCCGGUGGUCGACCGCUGGCAGCCGUCCGCACCACGAUAGCCCACGAAUAACUGCAUCAAUUUGACAUGAUUUGUGUACCUCGAGGCGUCUUGUCGCAGGGCAACGUGGUGCCAUUCGACGAGUUUGCACUUUGAAAUUGCACUUGAUACACUGAAACUUGC